Rotaria sp. Silwood2 is the source of this 4968-nucleotide messenger RNA. The record is from the annotation of a GenBank genome assembly. NCBI's taxonomy places the organism in Eukaryota, Metazoa, Rotifera, Eurotatoria, Philodinida, Philodinidae.
AUGCCACAACGUAUGCGCAAAAUCGUUUCAAAAUGUCGACCACCAUUUGUUCGAUUACAUCGAUAUCGACAUUCAAUCGCUGCUACCAAUCAUUAUCCAAACGACAAAACGUCUCUUUCCAAUUCUCAAUUAAAUGUUGCCGGUAGUAUUAAAAGAUCGGGUAGUUCUUAUCCAACUAUAUCGACACUAACAUCUAUAUUCAUUGCUCCUUCUUCAGUAACUGAUAAUUCGAGACUAAAUAAUUUAACAGACAGAGGCUUUGAUAAUUCAUCAAAUUUAUCGUCAUCAAACGAUUCAAAAAUGUCGAAUACAGUACUUUCAUCAUCGAUGCAAAAUUUAGCACUGCCUGGUACAAUUGGUACUGGUAUUGUACCACCACCUGUUCAUUAUCAACAACGAUUACAUAUGCAAUCAACAACACCAUCAGUUGCAAAUGGUAAAGAUGAUAUGCGUGGAUGGUUAUAUAAAUGGACAAAUUAUUUAAAAGGUUAUCAAAAACGUUGGUUUGUCUUACAAGCUGGUAUACUUUCAUAUUAUCGUUCACAAGAUGAAAUGACACAUACAUGUCGUGGUACAGUUUAUCUUGAAUCAGCACAUUUAUCAUCAAAUGAUGCAUGUCAUUUUGUUAUAUCAAAUGGUUCAACAGUUUUACAUUUACGUACAUCAACUGAAACUGAUAAACAACGUUGGAUGAGUGCAUUAGAAUUAGCUAAACAAAAAGCAUUCAAAGCACGAAAACAAUAUCAAGAUUCUGAUGAAGAUAUUUCAACAGUUGAUGAUGCAAAUGAUCAACAACAACAUCAAGUACAACAACAACAACAACAACAGGCUAAUGUGAAUGAUCAAACUAAAACAUUAACAAAUACAAAUGAACGGGCUGAAUUAAUAACAAUGAAUAAAACAUUUGAUUCAAAAUUAGAUGAUCUUAAAAUGUGUAUGGAUUUAAUAAAUCGUCAUUAUCAAGCACUUUAUCGUACACUUGCUGAUCUUGAACAAAUUGAUAAAACAGAAGCAACAGUAAAUAUAAUAAAAAGUGUCAAUGAACGUGCUACAUUAUUUCGUAUUACAUCAACAGCUAUGCUUAAUGCUUGUCAAGAACUUGUACAAUUAAUACAAAAUCAAGGUCGUAAAUGGCAAAAAGCUAUUCAAUUUGAACGUGAUGCACGUUUACGUAUGGAACGUAUGUGUGAACAAGUUGCAUCACAAACUGUUAAAUUAGAAAAACAAAUGCAACGUGCAUCACGUAUUGAAAACAAAAAUCUUGCUGCAGGUCAUUCAUCACUAACAACAAUGAAAUCAUCAGAUUUACGUGGAACAAAUGAUGGAAAUAAUUUAUCUGAUGAUGAUGAAUUUUAUGAUGCUAUUGAUGAUCCACAAACAAUUGGUGUUUUUCGUAUUCCACUUCAACAACAUAUAUCAAAUAGUGAUAAAGAAUCACCAAAUAUUGUUGACGAUGAUGUUAGUUCAUAUGCUGAAGAUGAAAGUGAAUCAGAAGAACAAGAUGAAAAUAGUUUACCAAUGGUUAUUGUCAAAGCACCGAAAACAGAAGAAACAACAAAUAAUACAGCUACCACAACAGACACGAAUGCUAAUCAAUCUGUACAAAAAUCUGUGAAUAAUAAUCAACAACAACAAGUAGCUAUACCAAAACGUAAACGUCGUGAUCGUAUACCUGAACGACCAAAUUAUAGUAUUAAUUUAUGGAGUAUAAUGAAAAAUUGUGUUGGCAAAGAUUUAUCAAAAAUUCCAAUACCAGUUAAUUUUAGUGAACCAAUAUCAAUGUUACAACGUAUAACAGAAGAACUUGAAUAUAGUUCUGUACUUGAUAUGGCAGCUAAAAUAACAAAUAAUUGGGAACAAUUAGCUUAUGUUGCUGCAUUUACUAUUUCAUCAUAUUCAACAACAUCAACACGUGUUAAUAAACCAUUUAAUCCUUUACUUGGUGAAACAUAUGAAUGUGAUCGAACGGAUGAUUUAGGUUGGAAAUCAAUAGCUGAACAAGUUAGUCAUCAUCCACCAGCUUUAUCAACAUAUGCGGAAGGUCAAGGAUGGACAUUGUAUCAAGAAUUUACAAUGACAUCUAAAUUUCGUGGUCAAUAUUUAAGUAUAACACCAUUAGGUUACUCACAUUUAGUAUUUAAAAAUACCGGUAAUCAUUUUACAUGGAAAAAAGUAACAACUCUUGUCAAUAAUAUAAUUGUUGGCAAACUUUGGAUUGAUAAUGUUGGCGAAAUGGAUAUAAUAAAUCAUACAACAAAAGAUGUUUGUAAAUUAAAAUAUUUUCCUUAUAGUUAUUUUUCAAAAGAUGUUCCACGCAAAGUAACUGGUGUUGUUACUGAUGCUACUGGUCAAGCACAAUGGGUAUUAACCGGUACAUGGACCGAAAAAAUUGAAGGUGGUCCUGUUGAAUCUACAGCAGGUCGUCAUCCACAUUCUCAUCAUAUGGAAACCCGUAAUAUGAAAUUAUUAUGGCAACGUAAAAUGCCUCCAGCACAUCUUGAAGCUAUGUAUAAUUUUACUCAACUUGCUAUUGAAUUAAAUGAAGAUGAACCAGGUGUUGCACCAACAGAUUCUCGUCGUCGUCCUGAUCAACGUUUAAUGGAAGAAGGACGUUGGGAUGAAGCUAAUCAACAAAAGUUACGUGUUGAAGAAAAACAACGACAAACACGACGUACACGCGACUCAUCCGGACAUGAUUCAUAUGAAGCUAAAUGGUUUAAAAAACAACAUGAUUCAUUAACAGAUUCUGAAAUGCAUAUUUUUACACAUGAAUAUUGGGAAUGUAAACAAAAACAAGAUUGGUCACGGUGCUAUGAUUUUGGCCAACAUUAUUCUCGGAUCCGUAUAUUCGAAUUUGAUAGUUAUUCAGAUGCGAAAUUUCUUAAAUUUAAUAUUCAUGGUCCAACAAUAGUAGCUAAUUGGUCAUUAACACUUGCUACUGAAGGAAAAUGUUCUAAUAAUUUUGCUAAUAUUCAUUUUUAUCUUCAGUAUGGUGCAUAUCCAUUAACAGCACCACGAAAUGAAUCAUUUCCACCAGCAUAUAUAAACAGUCGUCAUAAUCUUUUUAAAGUAAUCUUUAAUCAAACAAUAAUAAAUCCAUUAAUUCAAUUAAAUAGUCCAUCAAUUGGAACAUGGUUUGCUAUGACAUUUAUUGAUCGUCUAUCAUCAAAUAUUGAAUCAAAAAUUUCUAAUACGGGAUGUAAUUUUUAUUUAUCAACUUGGCUUGAUUAUCAAGUAGUACCAAUACCGUUAACAUUGAUGCUCAAUAAACCAAUUCAAGUUCAAUUAACUAAUAAUAAAUCAUCGAUUUAUGCAUCUUAUUAUACAUUAAUAGGAAAUUCUCGGAUUAUAAUUUUAUCUGAAUGGUCAAGUAAUUGUGAUAUAACAAUUUUAGCAAACAUAAAUUCACUUCCAAAUCCAUCUUUAUAUGAUUAUAAAACAGUUUGUAAAGAUAAAACAUGCUCAAUAGAAAUUGAUCAAUUAUCAGCAUUUAUAUGGAUUUAUUUUCAAAUAACAGUUAAUAAUUCAUCAUGUUUAAUAAAUCCUAUUCAUGGUGAAAUGCUUAUUCGUACAAUAGAAUGUUUAUCAUUUUCAAAUAAUCUUUGUAUUCAAUCUUAUCCAACACGACGAAUAAUGUUUAAUUAUUAUUAUGAUUUUUUAUAUGCACCUAUAUAUAAAACAGAUCGAUCAAACAGGGGUAGUACUAGUUCAAUAACAUUAAAUGGAAAAGAUUCAUCGAUAUAUUCAUAUGAGUUUAUUGUUGAUGAUAGAAAUAUUGGUGGAACAUUACAUUUUGAUUUUGAAUCUCGAAUUAUGCCUUUUGUAUCAUCAAAUGUGAAUGCCAGUGUUGUUGGAUGUAUAUCAAAAUAUCGACCACGUCUAUUUGAUAAAUGUGAAUAUGAUUAUAAAAUAAAUAUUGAAAAAAAUUCUAUGGUUAUCAGAUCAUUGCCUUAUCCUGAAAUGGCUCUUUGGUAUUUAACAUUACAGUAUGUUUGUAAUGGAUCAGCAAAUGAAUGUUUAAAUGCUUCAUUAACUCUAAUAUUUCAAAUAUCAUCAUCACAAUGUACAAAACAACAAUGUGGAGCAUAUGGUGUUUGUAGAAUAUUAACAUCACAACAAAAUGUUUUUUCAACGUGUUUAUGUAUUGCUGGUUAUCGUGGAUAUGGUUGUACUGAUAGUACUUAUGCUUAUGUAUCAAAAAGUUUAUUAAGUGUUCUCUUUUUAACAAUAAGUAAUUUAAUGUUUUUACCAGCUAUUGUAUUAGCCAUCUAUAGACAUUUAUAUAUCGAAGCACUUAUCUAUUUUUUCAAUAUGUUUUUUUCAACAUUUUAUCAUGCAUGUGAUCAAGAUAUAAAUAAAUUUUGUAUAUUUAAAUAUGAUGGUUUACAAUUAUCGGAUUUUAUUGGUUCAUAUGCAUCGUUUGUUAUUACAUUAAUAACUAUGGCAAUAGUACCACGAUCAAUCAAAGCAUUUCUGUUUAUGUUAGGUGUAUUAACAUGUAUUGUUAUUAAUUCACGUGAUCGUUUUGAUCAUUUACAAUUUAUUUGUUUGAUUAGUAUUACAUUUAUUUUUACAGUUUUAACUUGGGUCAUUGUUUCGAUUAGAUAUCGUCGUUUACAACCAUCUCGGAAACGUCUUUUAUUAUAUAUGCCAGGCUUUUUAUUAGCAUUAACCGCACUUAUUUUAUUUGCAUUCUGUGAAACAGAUGAAAACUAUUGGUAUAUACAUAGUUUAUGGCAUAUAUUUAUUGGAAGUUCAAUUCUUUUUUUUCUUCCACAUAAAAAUUCAUAUAAAAGAGAACCUACUACACAAGGAAUAAGAGCUGCUGAACCAAGUAUUAACAUAAAUACUGAUAGUCCAUCAAUUGGUACUGUUAAUCAAGUAAUUGCAUUACCAAUUGACAAUACAUCUUUAUCAUCAUCAAAUACUGACUCAUCAAAAAAAUCAACUGAUAAUCUUCUUAAUUAA